Aspergillus wentii DTO 134E9 is the source of this 1185-nucleotide messenger RNA. RefSeq lists its product as uncharacterized. The transcript has 4 exons. The coding region runs from base 137 to 967 and encodes 276 amino acids. The record is from RefSeq and is a predicted model, not a curated record. Lineage: Eukaryota; Fungi; Ascomycota; Eurotiomycetes; Eurotiales; Aspergillaceae.
GUCAUUCUUUUUGUUCCUGCGAAUCGAUUUCGCACUUCACUCUCUUUUUGAUCAGUGCAGCUGACUCUGAAAGAGACUUUGUCAUUUGAGUUUGUUUCAACGAGGCAUUGAUUGCUCUGAUUCAGCUUCCUUCAUCAUGCAGUUGACCGGCAAGAUCUCCAUCGCCCUUCUGGGUGCUUUCGCUGCCGUUGGCGAGGCAAACCACCACGAUCUUCACGCUCGUCACAACCACUUCCUCAAUGCCAGAGACUACAGCGAGCCUGCUCCCAGCACCUCUUCCGUGAUGGUCUACCCGACUCCUGUGCAGCCCACCACGUCUUCCUCCGUGGAUGCUCAGCCGACUCCACCUGUGCCCGCUCAGCCUUCUUCUGUGGAUGUUGAGACACCUCCUGCUGUCCCAUCUUCCUCUGUCGAGGCUGAGUCGUCUUCUGUGCCUGCUCAGUCUCCCCCAGCUGUGGUUGUUCCGUCUUCCUCGGUGGUUGUUCCAUCUUCUUCCGUGGAUGCUCAGUCGACUUCCUCUGUGGUUGUCCCGUCCUCUCCUGCGGCCGCUGAGUCGUCUUCCGUGGUCAUUCCAUCCUCUGUUGCUGCCCAGUCGUCUUCCGUGGUUGCUACGCCCUCUGUUGCUGCUUCGUCCUCUGUUGCGGCUUCAUCCCCUGUUGCGGCUUCAUCCUCUGUGGCUGCUUCGUCCUCAGUCGUUGCUCCAUUCUCUUCGUCGGUGAUUGCUCGCUUCCCUUCGUCGUCCAAGGCCACUCCCUACUCUUCAUCCAAGGUUACCCCGGCUCCCAUUCCCCUCAGCACUGGUGUGCCCGCCGGCCCUCAGUCUAGCCACGCUGCUGACAAUGGUGCUGAUGGCUCUGUCUCUCACGUCAUUGAGACCAAGACCACUACCAAGGAUGUCACUCUCACCUACACCAUGGGUGCUGGUACUUCCACGCUACUGUCACUGUUACCGACACCGUCACUGUGACUGCCACCCCCGCCCCCACUGCCCAGCCCGGUGGCUUUUACGAGAAGCCGGAUGACUCUGACAAGCACCAGUCUGCUCCUUCUUCCUCCGCCGAAGAUGAAAGCAGCCAGGUCCCAACGCCGACUCCUUCUAGCUCUGCCUCUGUUACUAGCUCUCUUCCUGCUGCUUCCUCUUCCGCUAUUGUUUCUGGCCGUCCUCACUUCGGCAACGGCACUCUC